AUGAAACAAGAACUACCAUUUAUUUAUAAACCUUCAUCAGAAUCAAGUAUAUUACGAGCUCUUCUUGUCUUUUAUCCAACUGAUCAAGAUCAAACAUUUCAACCUGAAUUUCGAUGGUUAUAUCGUUCAUGGACUGAAAUGAUGACAUAUGAAUCAUCAUUAUGGAGAACUGAUUUAAUUGUUUAUGCUAAUGAAUAUGUAUCACUUUUUAAAGAUCUUGAUUGUACAUAUGAUCAAAUACGUAACGAUUCAAAAGAAAAACCUAAAUGUCGUGUUUUUCCUUAUAUUCGUAUUAAAGAUCGUCAAUCAAAACAUGAACCCUCAAGUAAAUAUCAAUUUAUUGAUAACCAAAAUUCAAAAUUACUUCAUGAACAUUUACGAACUUAUGGAUAUAUAGAUUCAAUUAAUACAGUUUUUGAAUAUUAUUUAUCAUUUUCUAUGUAUGAUUAUAUUCUUCGUACAGAUAUGGAUUGUUUUUUAACACAUAAUUUUGCUCAUUAUGUUCCAUAUAAUAAUUCAUUACUUGUUGGUCGUGGUGGUUAUUCUACAGCAUUUAAUAGUAAACGAUUAAAACGUAUUGCUCAUAAUAUGAAUUGGACAUAUGCAGAUAAAAAUAGUCUUGGAUCAACUUGGUAUGGACCAUCAUCCAUGGCUCAUCGUUUAGCUAAUUAUACAUUGCAAGCUAUGUUAUAUCUCAGUAUUAAUGAGUUUACUACACCAGAAAGAGAACAAAAACUAGGCGUUAUGCUUUGGCCUGAAUGGCAUUAUGGUGUUCUUUUAUUAUAUGGUGGUCAUUUAGCUAUUAAUCAUCUUAUUGCCAGUGAAAAUUUUAAUAUAGGUCUUGCUGAUCAAUUAUUAGAUCAAGGUGUAACAUCAAAGGAUAAAACAGAUAUUGAUAAAAAUCUUCGUUUACAUCUUCACUGUUGGCAUGGAGAUGAGCCAUUUUCGAAAUUUGCAUUCAAAGCAGGAAAAUACAAUGUUAUACAACCAUCUAGCUUAAUUUCAGAUACAUCAGCAUCCGGUUACGCAAUGCGAAUAGCAUUAGAAUCUAAAUUAAUGACACUUGAACAACUAAAACAAAAAUUGAUUGAUAUUAAAAAAUGA
Rotaria sp. Silwood1 is the source of this 1104-nucleotide messenger RNA. The record is from the annotation of a GenBank genome assembly. NCBI's taxonomy places the organism in Eukaryota, Metazoa, Rotifera, Eurotatoria, Philodinida, Philodinidae.